Molecule: messenger RNA, 646 nt
Organism: Mizuhopecten yessoensis (Yesso scallop)
Lineage: Eukaryota; Metazoa; Mollusca; Bivalvia; Pectinida; Pectinidae
Product: cell death abnormality protein 1-like
Exons: 5
Source: RefSeq, a predicted model, not a curated record
AUGGGACUGUCACCUUUCUCAUUAAGAAGCAGCUUCAUGAUUAAGGUGCUCCUGCCAAAAAGAGAAAACACAUUGAAGAAUCUUGUUUAUCAAAUAGGGAAACAAAACGAUGAAGAUUAUGAGCAAAGACAACGAUUUGGUGGCUUUCAAAUAUACCAGUCGAACACGUCGGAUUGGCAGAACGGUUCCCUUUGCUAUAAAGACACAUCAUCAACGGCGGACGAGUUGUCUUUGAUUCCCGAUAUCCCGUGUACAGGUAGUGCCCAGUUCCUGACGAUAUACAGCGACAGACGGUCAGGAAAUCUAUCGUGGUACUCUGAAAAUGCUUUUCUGGAGCUUUGCGAGGUAGAAGUUUACGGUUGUCCACUUGAGAAAUAUGGUGAUGGUAAUUGUGAUUCCGAGUGUGGUGUAGGGUGUGCCAAUGGCCUAUGUGAUCCAGUGACCGGAAAAUGUGCAUCGUGUACUCCCGAGUUUUAUGGCAGCCAUUGUAAUCAUACCUGUCCGUUCAACUGUAAAGACAACCGAUGUAUGCAAAGCAAUGGAGAGUGUGAAGACUGUGAGGAUGGAUUCUUCGGAUCGUCCUGUGAUGUCUGCUCUGUUGGUUGUACCAAUCGUUCCUGUGACAAAAUAUCCGGAAAUUGUAGUC